Messenger RNA from Eriocheir sinensis (Chinese mitten crab), 1556 nucleotides. RefSeq names its product trypsin-1-like. Gene Ontology annotation, biological process: proteolysis. The transcript is spliced from 3 exons. NCBI's taxonomy places the organism in Eukaryota, Metazoa, Arthropoda, Malacostraca, Decapoda, Varunidae. The record is from RefSeq and is a predicted model, not a curated record. The coding region runs from base 182 to 1420 and encodes 412 amino acids. Gene Ontology annotation, molecular function: serine-type endopeptidase activity.
CUCACUCGUUCACGCCGCACCGAUCCUCCGCCAGCGCCUCCACACCUCCUCCCACCCCGACUUCCGCGAGAGAACUAACUGGGACGACAGGACACGAGCGAAGGACUAUAAGGUGUUGGUGGCCUUGCCCUGCCUGGCCCAGAAAGCAGAGCAGAGGGCGGCCUCAGACUGCGGCGGCGAAAUGAUGGUCGGCGAGGAGAUGACACUCAAAAGCCCCGGUUAUCCCAACAAGUACGGUAAAAGGAAAGAAUGUCGCUGGAAGCUGACUGCUGCUGACGCUGAUGCCAAGUUGGAGGUGCAGUGCCCCAAGUUCGAUCUUCAGAAGUCGAAAAAGUGCGUGAAGGACCGCCUGAUAUUUCAAGAGGGCGGAAAAGAGAAGACGCGCUUUUGCGGCAAUGGUGCCAAGACCUUCACCUCUGAAGCUAAAAGCUUAGAAAUCGUGUUUCGAAGUAAUCGGUGGGUGUCUAAGACGGGUUUUGAGUGCACCGUGCGUAGCCUGAGAAGCAGCACUUCUGCAGGGUAUUGGGGCACUGCUAACACUGAAGAAACCACCACCGAGACCACCACCACCACAACCACCAAGGCUUCAACGGGCGGUUCAGGUGGUUCGGGUGGGUCUGGCGGAAGUAGCGACACGUGUGAGUGCGGUGUACCCAACCUGACUCGCAUUGUGAACGGUGCCACCGUGAACCCCGCAAAUAAGUACCCGUGGCACGUGGGUCUCAAGAAGAGAGGGGGGUCAUCAUACUGGUGCGGAGGCGCAAUCAUCAACAACAAGUACGCCCUCACCGCCGCCCACUGCUUCUUCAAUCAAGAAGGUGAGCGCGAGUCCGACGAGGGCCUGGUAGUGGGCGUGGCUGAUCACGACAUGACGACUACGAGUGAUGACGUGUCGGGAGUGACGCGGCUGGUAAACGUGAAGAAAGUAACCCUCCAUGAGAAGUAUGACCCCAAGGGACAUGAUUUUGACGUCGCGCUGCUGCUGCUGGAAGAAACGCUCGACCUUAGCAAGAACAAGGAGCUGCGUGCCGUAUGUCUGCCGAAGGACGACUCAAAGACCUACGAGGGGCUGACCGGCGUUGCCACCGGUUGGGGAGAUCUACAGACAGGCGGAUCGCAGCCUAAUAAGCUCCAGGAAGUGGAACUGCCCAUCCUGGCCCCGUCCUGCUGGAACUUGGGUGCCUCCGCGAAUAUGCUAUGCGCCGGCUACAAGGACGGCAGUAAGGAUACCUGCCAAGGAGACUCCGGAGGACCGCUUUAUGUCAAGGAGGGCACCAAGUUCGUGCAGGUCGGAGUAACCUCUUUCGGCUUUGGCGUAUGUGCUGAUCCCGGUAAGCCCGGAGCCUACGCCAGGGUGUCCAAGUUCCUGCCAUGGAUCAAGGAGAACACCUCUGAUGCCACUUACUGCAACAGUUACUGAUGUUCCCAGUACUCCCUUCUGCCGUGCUGCCUUGCCAUAUUUGGAUAAUAUGGCAACUCAGCAGAACACACAGUCAUCCACCAUAAUGGCCUAAAUAUCCCGGGCAAAGGUACAUCAAUAAAGACUUUACCAACAA